AGCUCGGGGCUGGGCGGGGCGGGUACCGAUGGAGCGGCCCUGCCAGCGCGCGCGCCCGGCGCUCCGGGACACAGGCCGAGAUGCAGCUGCUCCUUCUCGUGGCCCUGCUGCUGGCCCCGGCGCCCGGGGCCUCGGCUCCCAAGGUGAGGCGGCAGAGUGACACCUGGGGCCCCUGGGGUGACUGGAGCCCCUGCAGCCGGACCUGCGGAGGGGGCAUCAGCUUCAGGGAGCGCUUCUGCUACUCGCAGAGGAGAGAUGGGGGCUCCAGCUGCGUGGGCCCCACUCGCAGACACCGCUUGUGCCACAUCGAGAGCUGCCCCCCAGGUGCCCGCGACUUCCGGGCAGAGCAGUGCGGGGAGUUCGACAGCCGCGAGUUCCAGGGCCGGAGGUUCCAGUGGCUGCCCUACUACGGGGCCCCGAACAAGUGUGAGCUGGCCUGCAUCCCCAAGGGGGAGAGCUUCUACUACAGGCACAGGGAGGCCGUGGUGGACGGGACGCCCUGCGAGCCUGGCAAACCGGACGUCUGUGUGGAUGGCGUCUGCCGGGUUGUGGGCUGUGACCACAAGCUGGAUUCGUCAAAGCAGGAGGACAAGUGUCUGCAGUGUGGGGGUGACGGCACGACCUGCUACCCGGUCACCGGUACCUUUGACGUCAGUGACCUCAGCAGAGGCUACAACCAGAUCCUCAUCGUCCCCCCGGGGGCCACCAGCAUCCGCAUCGAGGAGGUGGCUGCCAGCAGGAAUUUCCUGGCGGUGAAGAGCAUCCAGGGUGAGUACUACCUCAACGGGCACUGGACCAUCGAGCCUGCCCGCGCCCUGCCCGUCGCCAGCACCACCCUGCACUACGAGCGGGGCGCCGAGGGGGACCUGGCACCGGAGCGGCUCCAUGCCCGCGGCCCCACCUCGGAGCCCCUGGUCAUCGAGCUCAUCAGCCAGGAGUCCAGCCCCGGCGUGCGCUACGAGUACCACCUGCCCCUGAGCACCCCCCGGCCCGGCUUCAGCUGGAGCCACGGCUCCUGGAGCGACUGCAGUGCUGAGUGUGGCGGAGGUCACCAGUCCCGCCCCGUGUUCUGCACCAUCGACAAUGAGGUCUAUCCCGACCACAUGUGCCGGCACCAGCCACGGCCGGCCACCCACCGCCCCUGUAGCCCUCACUCCUGCCCACAGACCCAACGCUGGAAGACAGGGCCCUGGACGCCCUGCUCAGCCUCCUGCGGAGGUGGCUCCCAGUCCCGCUCCGUCUACUGCGUCUGGUCCGAUGGGGCCGGCGGCGAGGAGGCGAUGGAGGAGGUCCAGUGUGCAGGCCUGCCCGGCAAGCCCGCCACCACCCAGGCCUGCAACCUGCAGCGCUGCGCAGCCUGGCGGGAGGAGCCCUGGGGAGAGUGCUCCGUCAGCUGCGGUGCCGGGAUCCGGAGGAGGAGUGUCACUUGCCGGGGCGACGAGGGGUCCCUGCUGCAUGCCACGGCCUGCUCCUUUAAGGACCAGCCGCCUCUCACUGAGCCCUGUGUGCAUGACGACUGUCCCCGCCUCAGUGACCAGGCCUGGCACGUAGGCGCCUGGAGUCCAUGCUCCAAGAGCUGCAGCUCGGGCACUCGGAGACGGCAGGUGGCGUGUGCCAUUGGGCCACCCAGCCACUGCGGGAGCCUGCAGCUGUGGAAGCCGGCAGAGGUGGAGCCCUGUAACACGCAGCCCUGCCCUCUUCCUCCGGAAGCCCCCAGCAGGCAGCACGUGCACACCAGCUUCAGCCCCUGGGUGUCUGUGGGCCCUCGGGAGGCCCCCGCUUUGGAUUCCAGAGACCAGUGGUGGGCACCCCGGGAGCAGCCCUCAACUGCGGGUAACCCCAGAGGAGACCAGGGCCCCCACCUGCCAGCCCCAGGCCCAGCCUCUUCUCUGCAGCCGUCCCCAGAGCAGCAGCCCCUGUGGUCUGGCCCGGGGCCCCAGGACUGCAGGCACAGCCCCCACGGGUGCUGCCCCGACGGCCACACGGCCUCUCUGGGGCCUCAGUGGCCAGGCUGCCCCGGGGCCUCUUGUCAGCAGAGCAGGUAUGGGUGCUGCCCUGACGGGGUGUCUGUGGCUGAGGGGCCCCAUCAAGCUGGCUGCGCAAAGUCUAACGGCGACGACAGGAGGAGGUCGGGGUCCAGAGCAGCGGCCUCCACAGUGCCCCAGGCCCACCAGCCCCAGGCCCAGCAGAGUGAGCCCCCUGAGUGCCGGGGCUCCCAGUUUGGCUGUUGCUAUGACAACGUGGCCUCGGCAGGAGGCCCUUUUGGGGAAGGCUGUGUGGGCCAGCCCAGCUACGCAUACCCCGUGGGGUGCCUGCUGCCCAGCGCCCUCGGCUCCUGCACAGACUGGGCCCCCCGCUGGUACUUCAUCGCCUCUGUGGGCCGGUGUAACCGCUUCUGGUACGGCGGCUGCCACGGCAAUGCCAACAACUUUGCCUCGGAGGAGGAGUGCAUGAGCAGCUGCCGGGGGGCUCCACACGCGCCCCGCCAGCCCGAGCCCGGGGCCGCUGGCCAGAGCGCCCACAGAGCUGGUGGUGACAGCAGUCCGGGAGGCCAGCGGGAGGCCGGCCAGCACAGGCCCGGGGCCGUGCACCACCCCCAGACCUCAGGAGAACGGCCCUGGGGCCCGGAGCUGGGGUCCAGCACCCCUGUCCUGGGCGGAGAUGCUGGGCGGCCAGCACCACCCGCCCACAGCUCCUCCUCCAGGGUGAGCCUGGCCGACGCGGAGCCCUUUCUGGUGCAGGCGCCCCUGGGGCGGGUGGUGCGGCUCUUCUGCCCGGGUGUCGCCUCCACGGACCCCCCUACCAGGUGGCAGAAGGACGGGCAGCCCCUCUCCUCUGACAGACACAGGCCGCAGCCUGAUGGCUCCCUGGUCAUCAGCCCCCUGAGGGCAGAGGACGCAGGCACCUACAGCUGUGGCGCCAGGCCAGGCCGCGACUCUCCGAAGAUCCAGCUUCACAUCACAGGGGGGGACGUGACCGUGCCAAGGGACUUCCCUCAGACCAGGGACCCCGCCCCGGGCCACCGUCCUCAGGACUCCAGCCUAGGGAGGGAUGCUGGGGGCCUGGGGGCCAUCUCCUCCCCUCACCCACGGCCCUCGACCAGGCUGCGCAUGGACCAGAGCCAGCCUGGGGUGGUGGACGCCCAUCCCGGCCAGCGGAUCCGGUUGACCUGUCGCACUGAGGGCUUCCCACCCCCAACCAUCGAAUGGCAGAGAGACGGGCAGACCCUCUCUUCUCCCAGACACCAGCAGCUGCCUGAUGGCUCUCUGGUCAUCAGCCAAGUGGCUGUGGAAGAUGGUGGCUUCUACGCCUGUGUCGCCUUCAAUGGGCAGGACCGAGACCAGCGAUGGGUCCAGCUCCGAGUUCUGGGGGAGCUGACGAUCACGGGGCUGCCCUCUACGGUGACGGUGCCAGAAGGUGACACGGCCAGGCUGCUGUGUGUGGUGGCAGGAGAAAGUGUGAACAUCAGAUGGUCCCGGAACGGGCUGCCGAUACGGGCCGAUGGCCACCGUGUCCACCAGUCUCCAGAUGGUACUUUGCUGAUCCACAACCUGCGGGCCGGGGACCAGGGCUCCUACACGUGCAGCACCUACCGUGGCAGCCAGGCAGUCAGCCGCAGCACUGAGGUGAAGGUGGUCCCACCAGCACUGGCCGCCCAGCCGAGGGACCCCGGCAGGGAUUGCAUGGAUCAGCCGGAGCUGGCCAACUGUGAGCUCAUCCUGCAGGCCCAGCUCUGUGGCAAUGAGUAUUACUCCAGCUUCUGCUGUGCCAGCUGUUCCCGUGCCCAGCCUCAUGCGCAGCCAGUCUGGCAGCAGGGAUGAAGGCCGGCUCCAGCCCCAGUUCUGAAACAACUCGUAGGGCUGGGGAGAAAGGCGGGGAGACGCUCGCUCUCCCCUCUGUGGCUGCCAAGGGAGUUAUCUUCUGGAGACACUGCUCCCCACCCUACCCCACCCACCCAGUGUUUAGCCUCAGCAGAGGCCAAUCAGCAUCUCUGACAUGACGGAAAGAAACCUGUUUGGAUUAGGAUAUGCUUUACUUUACAACUUCCCUCUAUAAUUUCUGGUACACAGGAGCAGUUCACUGUGUUUUAAAAUGAGCUACCAGGGUUCUCGCUUCAUGUGAAGCUGGAUAGGGAGGUGCGUAACUAUUUUAGUUAACACCUACCUAACUCCCGCUGUGACAGGGAAGGAUGCUUUGCUAGAACUAGAUCUCAUCUGGGGUCAAACAGUGGCCUGUGCUCUAGUCCCUCUCUCAACCUUCCAGGUAGUAAGUAGCAACCAGCUUCAAGCCCAUCUGUGCAUAUGGUUAACAGCAUAACAUUGGUGAAAGCUCUCAGGAAAGUGAACUAUGAGGUAAGGCUCACCUAGGGAUUUAGUAUGAAAGGGUGGCAGUUGCAUUAUUAUCUGAGCAUGAAAGAACUGGAAAAGCUGCUUACUUUCAUUGGGAAGCUGGAGCCGGAAGCCCUAUUCCUGAGGCCAACAGGAAGGGCUGGCUGUGAGGACCGCCUUACACCAGUAUGGAGCUGAUCGACAGGCCUGCUCUGUACCGAGACCAACAAGGAGCCACUCCUUCUCGAGUAGGAAUCUGUGAAUCGAAGUGUUUGCUGCCAGAUAAAAGCCAGUCUAUUAUUAAAAACAGCAGCCUGGCCAGUGUGGCCCAGUGGUUGAGCAUCAACCCAUGAACUAGGAGGUCAGGGUUCAAGUCCCGGUCAGGGCACAUGCCCGGGUUGCAGGUUUGAUCCCCAGUAGGAGGUGUGCAGGAAGCAACCUAUCAGUGAUUCCCUCUCAUCAUUAAUGUUUCUAUCUCUGACUCCCUUUCCUUCCCUCUCUCUGAAGUAAAUUAAAAAAUAUAUAUAUUUAAAGAAACCAGCAACAGCAAGAUGGUGGUCCCAAUGGAGGGGAGGGCAAUGUAAUAAUAAGUGGCUUCAGAAAUGGUUCGAGUUGGUGGAAGUCAUUCUGCAUCUCAGGACUUCCAAUUUCUUGCUGCUAAAGAGCGAGCCCUGGAUUCAAUGUGGCUUCUUAGUCCCUUUCCACUUAACUUUUUACAAAUCCUCCAGAGGGCUGGCUGGGCCUAGUGACACAGGUUAUUCAGAGACAUAGGAAAGACAGGCGCUAAGGGAAAGGUUUUAUUCAUCAUGAUCAUGCUGGCUGAGUGAGGGAUACUUAUUAGUCUACCUAUCAUGGGCCAAGGCACAGAUCUUUUCUUUCCAUUUAAAAAUAGUGAGGACCAUUCCCUUUGAUUUACCAUGGCUGGUUUUGCUCUAGAAAUUAGAAAAUUUCUAAUUUUCUUGGACUCCCCAGUUCUUUAAUUAAACCAGUAUUUGGCCCAUUGGUAACAUAUUUCCAGAAGGUAAGUUUGAGGUUAGCUAGCUCUUCUUAGAACUAGUCACAGACUAGUGGGCUGCAGUUCAAGGUGAGAGUAAACUCAAUCUAAACCACUGGUCCUCAGCCCUCUUCCACAGUGGGAGCCUAAAAAACAGAACCAGGGGUUCCACUCUCCAGAGAUUUGAAUUUAAUUGGUCUAGAGUACUGCCCGCCAUGAGGAUUUUAAAUGCUCCCCAAGUGAUUCUGAUACAUAUCCAAGGUUGAGACUCACUGCUCCAGCCCUGCACAUCUGAUUGUGAAUCUUGCUCAAAUGCAGAUUCUGCUUACAACGUCUGGAGGAGGGUGGGGAGCCGAGAUUCUGUAUCUUUAACCAGCUCCUAGGUGAAGUCCAUGCUGUUGUCCAGACCACACUUUAGGCAGCAAGAAUAUGAUGUUAGAGAUGCAUUUAGGAUCAACCAAAGCCUAAUGAAUACAAAUAUGAACUAUAAGAAUAUACCAGAGCCCUGGCUGGUGAGAAUUGGAGUGUUGCCCGCACACCAGAGGGUUGCGCGUGUGGGAAGCAACUGAUCAAUUAAUGUUUUUCUCUCUUUCUCCUUUCCUCUCUCUGAAAAAUAAUAAAAGAAUAUAUUAGAAAAUAAAAGAUUUUCUAGCCACCAAACUAGAGAGCUGCAGCAACAGCAGAAUGGAGAGAGGGAACAAGACCUGAAAGAACUAAGUCAACUGCUAAUAAAGAAAAGGGGAAAGAACAGCCCUUUAUGGGCAAAAGCUUCUACCACGAACAUUUAUUUUUGUUAAAGCAGAUUAUAAAUUCUCAUCAAUACAAAUAUAUAUAACUUACAUUUGAUUGUAAGGCCAACGUUCAAAAGUAAAAAUGAGAUGGGAUCUCA
Myotis daubentonii (Daubenton's bat) is the source of this 6211-nucleotide messenger RNA. It is a transcript of the gene PAPLN, whose product is annotated as papilin, proteoglycan like sulfated glycoprotein. Gene Ontology annotation, biological process: extracellular matrix organization; proteolysis. Gene Ontology annotation, cellular component: extracellular matrix. The record is from RefSeq and is a predicted model, not a curated record. NCBI's taxonomy places the organism in Eukaryota, Metazoa, Chordata, Mammalia, Chiroptera, Vespertilionidae. Gene Ontology annotation, molecular function: serine-type endopeptidase inhibitor activity; metalloendopeptidase activity.